Molecule: messenger RNA, 872 nt
Organism: Olea europaea var. sylvestris
Lineage: Eukaryota; Viridiplantae; Streptophyta; Magnoliopsida; Lamiales; Oleaceae
Product: calcium-binding protein CML38-like
Exons: 1
Coding region: 259-684 (141 amino acids)
Molecular function (GO): calcium ion binding; enzyme regulator activity
Source: RefSeq, a predicted model, not a curated record
UUUUCUUCCGUUCUUCAUAUUUCUCCGUCUCUCUCUGUGUUUGGUUCUUGGAGCAUAUUUGGCUUAACAGUUUCACGAAUUAGGGCUUGUUUAUAGUAAAUUUGGGCUCUACUCGACAUAUUUUUUUUGUUAUUGGUAACCUAUUUUCUUUGUUAUCUGGGCAUUAGUUCUUCACUUUGUUCCUACUUCCAGCAGUUAUCCAACUUGGUAGUUUUUAUCUUUCGUUCAGGGUUGAGUUCAGUUUUUCCAAAUCAAUUAAUGGACAAAUACAAGCAAUAUGAACGAGUAUUCAACCACUUAGAUGAAAAUGGAGACAUGAAAAUAUCGCCCUGUGAACUUCAAAAGUGCGUUGGCUCAUUAGGUUGGGAGAUGUCCAUAGAAGAGGCAGAGGUGGCCGUCACAUUGAUGGACUCAGACGGAGAUGGAUUGUUGUGUUUCGAGGAUUUUGUGAAGCUAGUUGAAGGAGCAGGAGAAGAAGAAAAGGCAAAUGAUUUGAAGCAGGCCUUUGCAAUGUAUGAAAUGGAGGGGAGUGGUUGUAUAACACCAAAGAGUUUGAAGAGAAUGCUUAGUAGAUUAGGAGAAUCUAAAACCCUUGAGGAAUGCGAAUUGAUGAUAGCUCAUUAUGAUAUCAAUGGGGAUGGACAACUCAAUUUUGAUGAGUUUAAGGUUAUGAUGUCUAGUUAGACUUAAUUGGUUUCUUGUCCUUCGUAAUUGUCAUUCAGUCAUCGAUUGUUGAGGUUACUAAACACAUUCUCUCCGCAGGCUACUUCCUGCACAAUAGGUUAUUCAUUUGAUUAUUCUUUUUCAAUAAAACCAUUCUAGGUGGCAUUAUUUAUUAGUAACAAAAUUUAAAAUAAUUAGAAGUAAAUAUA